AUGAAAGGGAAUGGGCCAGAUGCAUGGCCUGCGGCGAUAAUGUGUGGCUACGUCGGACCAACCACCACCGAAAAUAAAGAGAUCGCUGAUGAAACUCGCCUCGAAUAUGACGACUGGAUCCCACUUCAGCACCAUAUGUCCUUCAUGAAAGGAAACGUAACGGAGGUGAGCAACUCCUGUUGUGGGGUCAAAUGGGACGCCUGGGAAACACAUCUCUCGAAAUCUGCACUGAAGAUGGCACACUAA
This is a messenger RNA of Cylicocyclus nassatus, 246 nucleotides long. Lineage: Eukaryota; Metazoa; Nematoda; Chromadorea; Rhabditida; Strongylidae. The record is from the annotation of a GenBank genome assembly.